ACGAAGAAGAACGAACCACCACGGUGUACAAAAAAUGGCACACUACAGCGAGGACAGCACUCAGGACUUGCUCCAAGCUCAUCUUCAGCUACUGCACGAGUCCCUCGGCUACAUCAAGUCAACUGCUAUCGCAGUUGCCCUAGACGUCGGCAUUGCCGAUGCCAUUCACCAUUACGGCGGCAGCGCCACCAUCCCCCAGAUCCUCGCCAAGAUUGACGUCAACCCAUUCAAGCAACGGGGCCUGCGUCGCCUCAUGCGCAUGCUCACAAUCUCUGGCAUCUUCACCAUCCAUCACCCUGCUCCAUCAUCAUCAUCAGAUGGGUGCGAAGCUCUCUACCAGCUGACACCGGCCUCCCGCCUCCUCCUCAGCGACGGGAGCUCGACGAGCUUGACACCUCUCCUGACCAUGCUCCUCGGUCCUCUGCUCGUGUCGCCGCUCGCCACUGUCGUGACCGCGUUGGUCCGGCAGGAGGAGCAGCCGGACCUGUCGGCGUUCGGCAUCGCGCACGGAGAAACCGUCUGGGACGUGGCUGACCAGGAGGCUGCCUUCAACAUCUCCCUCCACGACGCUAUCGCCGCGGACACCCGCUUCCUCAUGCCCAUUGUCCUCAAGGAGUGCGGCGAGGUCUUUCAGGGGAUAGACUCGCUUGUGGACGUCGGCGGUGGACCGUAUGGGAGUGCCGCAGCCGCCAUCGCCGCGGCGUUCCCGCACCUGAAGUGCAGCGUGCUGGAUCUUCCUCACGUUGUUGCACAGGCUCCAUCUGAUAGCAACGUGCAGUUCAUCGCGGGGGACAUGUUCGAGAGCGUACCACCGGCGAAUGCUGUUUUUCUCAAGUGGAUUUUGCACGAUUGGGGCGAUGACGAGUGCAUCAAGCUGCUGAAGAGAUGCAAGGAAGCCAUCCCUUCUCGAGAUGCUGGAGGAAAAGUAAUAAUAAUAGAUAUGGUACUCGGAUGGGGACCGUCUGAAGAGAAGCAUACAGAGACACAGCUUUUGUUUGAUCUCCUAAUGAUCGCCCUCAAUGGAGUUGAACGAGAUGAGCAAGAGUGGAAGAAGAUUUUCUUUGAAGCUGGAUUUAAGGACUACAAAAUCAUAACACUUCUUGGUAUCAGGUCCAUUAUCGAGCUUUAUCCAUGAAUGCUCAGCGAACAAGAUCAUCCAAAAAUAAUCACCGGAAGUCUUUAAUAUCUAAGCCUAAUGAAUAUGUCAUGCAUGUGACACAUGAAUCAUAAUGCAAGCAUGUCAUAAUUAUAGUAAAGUGCUCAAACCUAUUAGUAUUGGUAUGAUUGAGCAGAAUAAGCGGAGGCUUUUGCAUUUGUCAAAACUUCCAUAAGUGUGGGCUUUAUUCAGUUGUACCUUCGAUGUACUAUUUCCCUUGCAAUAAAUAUUUUAACUCUUUUAUAGCCUUA
This is a messenger RNA of Setaria italica (foxtail millet), 1407 nucleotides long. Its product is annotated as 5-pentadecatrienyl resorcinol O-methyltransferase. The transcript has 2 exons. Gene Ontology annotation, biological process: methylation. Bases 35 to 1135 code for a protein of 366 amino acids. The record is from RefSeq and is a predicted model, not a curated record. NCBI's taxonomy places the organism in Eukaryota, Viridiplantae, Streptophyta, Magnoliopsida, Poales, Poaceae. Gene Ontology annotation, molecular function: S-adenosylmethionine-dependent methyltransferase activity; O-methyltransferase activity; protein dimerization activity.